AUGGUGAAAAGAAUAGGAAGCGUAGACUGAGAUUCGAGAGAAAUGCCCGUUCGACCGGAACAGGUCCACUUAAAGUGAAAACGCGAUCAUCAGCUGAUAAAGAUCAGACAUAUAUGGUUGCAAUAAUGGAUAUCUCCCCAACUACUUCAAUGCUGUUGGUUUUCGUCAUCACAUUCCUCGUGGUUUGGCUGUGGAGAAGGAAAGAAAAGCCGAGAGCAAACCUUCCACCCAACAAGUGGUUCCCCUUCAGUGAGUUCUUAGGUCUGUUUGCGGAGCUGGAUGAAUUUUUAAAGAACGUGCCCAAGAGCAAACCUCUCACAUAUUUCUGCAACAGAUUUACAGGAGAUAGCGUAUUCAUUUUUCACAACCACGAGCUCAUCCACGAAGCUUUCGUCAAGAAAGGGAAUUCAUUUUUGGGAAGACCAGGACCUUAUUUAGGGAAGGAAUGGGCUACACAGAACGGUGUGGCCCAUGGCAUUGCAAACGCUUCAGGUGAUCUGUGGAAACAACAACGGAGAUUUGCCCUGAUGACUUUACGUGACUUUGGACUGGGGAAGACCUCCAUCACGGAGAAGAUUCACGAAGAGAUAGGAUAUCUUCUUGAUGAAUUCCAGAAAUAUGACGGCAAGGCCGUAGAUCCGCAAUACCUUUUGAUGCCUGCAAUAUCCAAUGUUACCAAUUCCAUUGUGUUUGGAGAUAGAUUUCAAUUCGACGAUCCAAAAUUCCAACAGAUUCUCAAGAACAUUGGGGAACAGUUUAGAUAUAUAAUGAGGGCACAAAUUACACUCACGUAUCCGAUUUUGAGAUACGUUCCUGGGGACCCAUUUAAAGUCCACUACUCUCUUAAACGCCUGGGAAUUACACGGAAAUUCCUUCAAGAGAGAAUCCAGAAACAUAUGGCAGAAUACGACCCGGACAACAUACAAUGCUUCACGGAUGCCUACAUCAAGGCUUUAAAGGCCGAGAAAGACAAAGAGGGAACGUAUUUCACAGAAUUCCAGUUGUUGACGAUAUUAGAAGAGCUGUUUACAGCUGGCACAGACACUACCGUGACCACUCUCAGAUGGGGACUGCUCUUAUUGAUUCUUUAUCCAGACGUGCAGGAAAAGGUUCACGAUGAACUUGACAGUGUGAUAGGUUCCCGCCGUGUCUCCAUGGAGGACCGUGCCUCCUUGCCCUAUACGGAAGCCACACUGCUGGAGAUACAGCGCCUUGGGUGUGUCAUUCCCAUGGUGGGACACAGUAAUACGGAGGACGUUGAGAUGAUGGGCUAUACCAUCCCCGCGAAUUCAAACAUAACGGCAAAUUUUCUUUCUGUCUUUUACGAUGAGUCAUUUUGGAACAACCCAAACAAGUUUGAUCCAACAAGGUUUCUGGACGAGAGUGGGAAGUUGGGGAAAAUUCCAGAUUGUCUGACACCAUUCUCUCUUGGCGGUCGUGUGUGUCUCGGAGAGUCCCUUGCAAAGAUGGAACUGUUCCUGUUCUUCACCAACUUGCUUCAGCAGUUCUCGUUUACAAUACCCGCCGGGGAAGAGAAACCGGGCCUCAAGGCUCGUAUUGGUCUCUUGCGAUAUCCACUUCCUUUUAAGGUUGAAGUGCACAGAAGGCACUAAACUUCCACGUCUUCUUUAAUGAAUGACACAAUGCAUGACAUCGAUGUUAUUCAAAAGACAGAUCCAGAAACUAAAUGUUAAUGUUUAUAGUGAAACAAAGUUUUGACUGACAUUUAUGAUCAUUAGCUAUCGAAAUUUCCAUUUUUGUCAUUUGUCGAUUUUAUUUAAGCUUCGUCUUCACUUUUAAGUAUAUAGACUAUAUAGCAUUUAUUUAUUUUAACGUGACAUGUGAAUAAAUAUAAAUAUGUAUGUCUCUCGGCCAAAUGGGCCUACAAGUCACCGAACUUUGCACAUUUAUCAAAAACAUGAAAUUAAGGUUACAAGUUAUAACAAGAUCAAACCCGGUUAGAUAUAUGGCAUAACAGUAAAUCUCAGUAGUAAUUGAUGAUACAUUUUCUUCAAAUUUGUAUGUCUUCAACAGGGUGGUUCAAUAUAGAAUAGGUCUCCAAGUGUGACAAUGACUUUUCACUGAUUAGAAAAGCUAACUAUUGUUCGAGAAUUAUAAUGAGAAUACAGCCUUUAUAAAUCUUACCUCUUAUUUUUGUAGCUUUUCGCCCUAGCUACCGGCACAUUGCAUCGUAAAGUUGUUGUUGCGUUUUUUUAAUAGUUCAUUUUCACAUUGAUUCUCAUAAACUUAUUACAAUAUUCAGUUUACUUCAUUUUCUUACUAAUUUUUUUAUUUUUCAAUAAAGUUUCAUGGCGAUCUGCAAUGUUACUGGCUACAGGACAUAUCUAAAAAGGCGUUUGUUCUUUAUUUGAAUAGUGGCAGCGAAGAAAGAAUUGGAAAAUGCAAAUUUAUUAUCCAUUUGAAGCAACUUUUCAAAUUUCUUAACCCAGUUUCCUCCCACUGACAUUAUAAGAUCUCAAUGCGAAACGAGCCCACGGUGGAUGUGGAUUUUUUUAGGAGUAAAAGAAGAAAACUUGAACAUUGCAGGCAACAAAUAACAGAAAAAUAUACAACAGAAACGCAUUUACGCUGACAUGUGAAUUACA
Messenger RNA from Lingula anatina, 2606 nucleotides. RefSeq names its product cytochrome P450 2C23. The record is from RefSeq and is a predicted model, not a curated record. Gene Ontology annotation, molecular function: oxidoreductase activity, acting on paired donors, with incorporation or reduction of molecular oxygen, reduced flavin or flavoprotein as one donor, and incorporation of one atom of oxygen; iron ion binding; heme binding. Gene Ontology annotation, cellular component: intracellular membrane-bounded organelle; cytoplasm. Gene Ontology annotation, biological process: xenobiotic metabolic process. NCBI's taxonomy places the organism in Eukaryota, Metazoa, Brachiopoda, Lingulata, Lingulida, Lingulidae.